Messenger RNA from Pongo pygmaeus (Bornean orangutan), 6487 nucleotides. RefSeq names its product zinc finger MYM-type containing 6 (gene ZMYM6). Bases 198 to 2399 code for a protein of 733 amino acids. Gene Ontology annotation, molecular function: zinc ion binding. The transcript has 16 exons. The record is from RefSeq and is a predicted model, not a curated record. Lineage: Eukaryota; Metazoa; Chordata; Mammalia; Primates; Hominidae.
GGCGUUGCGGCGGGGGCGGUGCCAGGUGGGCUACGCGGCUGGGGCGGCUGCGAAUUUCGCCUUAGGGAUGCGUUGAUACUCACUGGCUAGUCCACCGCUCUCAGUCGGAGACCACAUUGCCUCGUGUCCAGCUAUCCAUUACCAAGAAGAAAUCCAUUCGUUUGAGCCUGAGGAACUCUUUGAGGUAAAAAAUUAGAAUGAAAGAACCUUUGGAUGGUGAAUGUGGCAAAGCAGUGGUACCGCAGCAGGAGCUUCUGGACAAAAUUAAGGAAGAACCAGACAAUGCUCAAGAGUAUGGAUGUGUCCAACAGCCAAAAACUCAAGAAAGUAAAUUGAAAAUUGGUGGUGUGUCUUCAGUGAAUGAGAGACCUAUUGCCCAGCAGUUGAACCCAGGCUUUCAGCUUUCUUUUGCAUCAUCUGGCCCAAGUGUAUUGCUUCCUUCAGUUCCAGCUGUUGCUAUUAAGGUUUUUUGUUCUGGUUGUAAAAAAAUGCUUUAUAAGGGCCAAACUGCAUAUCAUAAGACAGGAUCUACUCAGCUCUUCUGCUCCACACGAUGCAUCACCAGACAUUCUUCACCUGCCUGCCUGCCACCUCCUCCCAAGAAAACCUGCACAAACUGCUCGAAAGACAUUUUAAAUCCUAAGGAUGUGAUCACAACUCGCUUUGAGAAUUCCUAUCCUAGCAAAGAUUUCUGCAGCCAAUCAUGCUUGUCAUCUUAUGAGCUAAAGAAAAAACCUGUUGUUACCAUAUAUACCAAAAGCAUUUCAACUAAGUGCAGUAUGUGUCAGAAGAAUGCUGAUACUCGAUUUGAAGUUAAAUAUCAAAAUGUGGUACAUGGUCUUUGUAGUGAUGCCUGUUUUUCAAAAUUUCACUCUACAAACAACCUCACCAUGAACUGUUGUGAGAACUGUGGGAGCUAUUGCUAUAGUAGCUCUGGUCCUUGCCAAUCCCAGAAGGUUUUUAGUUCAACAAGUGUCACAGCAUACAAGCAGAAUUCUGCCCAAAUUCCUCCAUAUGCCCUGGGGAAGUCAUUGAGGCCCUCAGCUGAAAUGAUUGAGACUACAAAUGAUUCAGGAAAAACAGAGCUUUUCUGCUCUAUUAAUUGCUUAUCUGCUUACAGAGUUAAGACUGUUACUUCUUCAGGUGUCCAGGUUUCAUGUCAUAGUUGUAAAACCUCAGCAAUCCCUCAGUAUCACCUAGCCAUGUCAAAUGGAACUAUAUACAGCUUCUGCAGCUCCAGUUGCGUGGUCGCUUUCCAGAAUGUAUUUAGCAAGCCAAAAGGAACAAACUCUUCGGCGGUGCCCCUGUCUCAGGGCCAAGUGGUUGUAAGCCCGCCCUCCUCCAGGUCAGCAGUGUCAAUAGGAGGAGGUAACACCUCUGCCGUUUCCCCCAGCUCCAUCCGUGGCUCUGCUGCAGCCAGCCUCCAACCUCUUGCUGAAAAAUCCCAGCAAGUUGCUUUAACCCAUACAGUUGUUAAACUCAAGUGUCAGCACUGUAACCAUCUGUUUGCCACAAAACCAGAACUUCUUUUCUACAAGGGUAAAAUGUUUCUGUUUUGUGGCAAGAAUUGCUCUGAUGAAUACAAGAAGAAAAAUAAAGUUGUGGCAAUGUGUGACUACUGUAAACUGCAGAAAAUUAUAAAGGAGACUGUGCGAUUCUCAGGGGUUGAUAAGCCAUUCUGUAGUGAAGUUUGCAAAUUCCUCUCUGCCCGUGACUUUGGAGAACGAUGGGGAAACUACUGUAAGAUGUGCAGCUACUGUUCACAGACAUCCCCAAAUUUGGUAGAAAAUCGAUUGGAGGGCAAGUUAGAAGAGUUUUGUUGUGAAGAUUGUAUGUCCAGAUUUACAGUUCUGUUUUAUCAGAUGGCCAAGUGUGAUGGUUGUAAACGACAGGGUAAACUAAGCGAGUCCAUAAAGUGGCGAGGCAACAUUAAACAUUUCUGUAACCUAUUUUGUGUCUUGGAGUUUUGUCAUCAGCAAAUUAUGAAUGACUCUCUUCCACAAAAUAAAGUAAAUAUUUCUAAAGUGAAAACUGCUGUGACGGAGCUCCCUUCUGCAAGGACAGAUACAACACCAGUUAUAACCAAUGUGGUGUCAUUGGCAAAAAUACCUGCUACCUUAUCUACAGGGAACGCUAACAGUGUUUUAAAAGGUGCAGUUACUAAAGAGGCAGCAAAGAUCAUUCAAGAUGAAAGUAUACAGGCAGAUGCUAUGAAAUUUCCAUCUUCCCAAUCUUCCCAGCCUUCCAGGCUUUUAAAGAACAAAGGCAUAUCAUGCAAACCCGUCACACAGACCAAGGCCACUUCUUGCAAACCACAUACACAGCACAAAGAAUGUCAGACAGUAGAGACGGGAUUUCACAGUGUUGGCCACGCUGGUCUUGAACUCCUGACCUCAUGAUCCGCCCGCCUCAGCCUCCCAAAGUGCUGGGAUUACAAGCGUGAGCCACCGCGCCUGGCCUAUCAUCUAUUCUUAAGGCUUUUGAUACCUGUUGCCUAAAUUGCCCUCCUGAAAAGUUACAUCAACGUAUGCUCCAACCAGCAGUGUUGAGGAGGAUCCAUUUCUGUACAACCUCACUGACACUGAGUAUCAAAAUUCAGAAAGGUUGAAUAUACAGUACAGUCAACACUAGUAUACUCUUCAUGUAGAUUAAUGAAAUGUUAACUUUUUGCAAUAUUUGUUUUCUUUUUUUUCUGGAUUGUUUGAAAGUAAAACAUUAUUUUUCUUUCUCUUUUUCUUCCUUUUCUUUCUUUUUUUUUGAGAUGGAGUUACACUCUCGUCUCCCAGGCCGGAGUGCAAUGACAUGAUCUCGGCACAUUGCAACCUCCGCCUCCCGGGUUCAAGCGAUUCUCCUGCCUCAGCCUCUCAAGUAGCUGGGAUUAUAGGCAUGUACCACCAUGCCUGGCUAAUUUUGUGUUUUUAGUAGAGACGGGGUUUCACCAUGUUGGCCUGGCUGGUCUCAAACUCCUGACCUCAGGUGAUCUGCCCGCCUUGGCCUCCCAAAGUGCUGGGAUUACAGGUGUGAGCCCCAUGCCUGGCCUUUUUUUUCUUUUUCUUUAAAAAAAUUUUUUGACACCAGUGUCACUCACCAAUAAAAAAUUUAUUCUUUUUGUUUUUUUUUGAGACGUAGUCUCAAGAGUGCAGUGGUGUGAUCAUGGCUCUCUGCAGUCUCAACCUCCUGGGCUCAGGCAAUGCUCUUGCUUUAGCUACCCAAGUAGCUGGGACUAUAGGUGUGUGCCAUUGCAUCCAGUCAAUUUUUUUUCUUUUUUUUUUUUAAUGUAGAGAUGGAGUUUCACCAUGUUGCCCAGGCUGGUCUCUAACUCCAGGGCUCAAGUGACCCACCCACCUUGGCAUCCCAAAGCGCUGGGAUUAUAGGUGUGAGCCACCCUGCUCAGCCAAAAAGUUUAUUGUUAAUUUGAUGUGUACCAUGGUCUUCAGCCCUAAUUUCAAUAAACUAUUGGGUGCUUGGGAUUACUUGUACAUGUACCACAUCCUACAGUUUUAUUAUACCUAGUGAUCAAGCUUUGGGCAAAGGAGAAAUUCAGUUUUCAGUAGCAUCAUUGGAAGUAUUAUGAUUUGUGCUUAAACUUUUACCAGUGCAUUCUUUUGAGAAAUAGAAAUAGUAACAAAAUAUGAAUUUUAAAUAUGUGGGGAGAUACAUAAAGAACAUUGCUUAUUUGUUCUUGAAAAUAACAGUGAUUCAAAUAUUUCAUUCAGAUUUACCUAUGCCUAAUGAAAAAAAUGAUGCAGAACUUGAUUCUCCACCUUCAAAGAAAAAAAGAUUAGGUUUUUUCCAGACUUACGAUACAGAAUAUUUAAAAGUUGGUUUUAUUAUCUGUCCUGGAUCAAAAGAAAGUUCACCAAGGCCACAGUGUGUCAUUUGUGGAGAGAUCUUAUCCAGUGAAAACAUGAAGCUAGCAAAUCUUUCUCAUCAUUUGAAGACAAAACAUUCAGAAUUAGAAAACAAACCAGUAGAUUUUUUUGAACAAAAAUCUCUAGAAAUGGAAUGUCAAAAUAGUUCUUUAAAAAAGUGUUUACUAGUUGAAAAGUCACUUGUGAAAGCUUCUUAUUUAAUUGCUUUCCAAACUGCUGCAAGCAAGAAGCCAUUCUCCAUUGCUGAAGAAUUAAUUAAACCAUAUUUAGUAGAAAUGUGUUCAGAAGUUUUGGGUUCAAGUGCUGGAGACAAAAUGAAAACUAUUCCACUUUCUAAUGUUACAAUUCAACACAGGAUUGAUGAACUAUCUGCAGACAUUGAAGACCAGCUGAUUCAAAAGGUCAGAGAGUCAAAGUGGUUUGCCCUUCAGAUAGAUGAGUCAUCAGAAAUCUCAAAUAUCACACUUCUUUUGUGCUAUAUUCGUUUCAUUGAUUAUGAUUGUUGUGAUGUAAAAGAAGAAUUAUUAUUUUGCAUUGAAAUGCCUACUCAAAUAACUGGUUUUGAAAUAUUUGAACUAAUAAAUAAAUAUAUUGAUAGCAAAUCUCUGAAUUGGAAACAUUGUGUUGGUCUCUGUACCGAUGGGGCUGCAAGCAUGACUGGCAGGUAUUCUGGUUUAAAAGCAAAAAUUCAAGAAGUUGCCAUGAAUACAGCGGCAUUUACACAUUGUUUUAUUCACCGUGAACGUUUAGUGGCAGAAAAGUUGUCUCCAUGUUUACAUAAAAUUCUUUUGCAGUCAGCACAAAUUUUAAGUUUUAUAAAGAGCAAUGCAUUAAAUUCACGUAUGUUAACAAUUUUGUGUGAAGAGAUGGGAUCUGAGCAUGUGAGUUUACCGCUUCAUGCUGAAGUACGUUGGAUAUCAAGAGGGAGAAUGUUAAAAAGAUUAUUUGAAUUACGACAUGAGAUUGAAAUAUUUUUAAGUCAAAAGCAUUCAGAUUUGGCCAAGUAUUUUCAUGAUGAGGAAUGGGUUGCAAAGCUGGCCUACUUAUCAGAUAUAUUUUCACUUAUAAAUGAAUUAAAUUUAAGUCUCCAAGGAACUUUGACUACUUUCUUCAAUUUGUGUAAUAAAAUUGAUGUAUUUAAGAGAAAGUUAAAAAUGUGGUUGAAGCGCACACAAGAGAAUGAUUAUGACAUGUUCCCUUCAUUUUCUGAAUUCUCAAAUUCAUCAGGCUUAAAUAUGACAGAGAUCACAAGGAUUAUUUUUGAGCACCUGGAAGGACUUUCUCAAGUGUUCAGUGACUGUUUUCCACCAGAACAAGACUUGCGUUCAGGAAAUUUGUGGAUAAUUCACCCUUUUAUGAAUCACCAAAAUAAUAAUCUCACCGACUUCGAAGAAGAAAAGCUAACACAGCUAUCUUCAGAUUUAGGAUUACAAUCACUAUUUAAAUCAGUGUCUGUAACUCAGUUUUGGAUAAAUGCAAAGACAAGUUACCCAGAACUCCAUGAAAGGGCAAUGCAAUUUUUAUUACCCUUUUCAACUGUUUAUUUAUGUGAUGCUGCCUUUUCAGCUUUGACUGAGUCAAAACAAAAAAAUCUGUUGGGUUCUGGCCCUGCCCUAAGACUUGCAGUCACAUCUUUAAUUCCAAGGAUAGAAAAAUUAGUGAAGGAGAAAGAGUAGCAAUAUGCACAUUGCUUAACAGUGAAGUCAAUAAUCUUGUGUUAAGUUUUGUAUAAGUAACCUAAAAGAUAAUUUCCUAAUGUGGAUUUGUGUUUUCAGUGAUUAAAUGUUUUAAUAAUUUUUCCCUUUUUGUUGAGGAAUUUAAUAAUUAUGAUUGUUAUAAAUAAUUAUGUAUAAUUGUAAUCCAGGGUAGAAAAUUUAGUUAUUUCAUUAAAUUUGGAUUAGUGACAAAGACUGCAGGUAAUGAGAAGCCCAGUUUAUAAUGUAACAGCACAACCUGGAUGUUGAAACAGCUUGGCCUUUAGAAGCAAGUGGAACAUUUCAGUCUUCCAGCCAACCGGCUACUUACCCCUGCAAGGUUGUGAGUAGGUGGAAAAGAUAGAUCUUUUUUAUUGAGAUGGAGUUUUGCUCUUGUUGCCCAGGCUGGAGUGCAAUGGCGUGAUCUCGGCUCACUGGAACCUCUGCCUCCUGGGUUCAAACAAUUCUCCUGCCUCAGCCUUCCAAGUAGCUGGGGUUACAGGCAUGUGCCACCAUGCCCGUCUAUUGUAUUUUUUUAGUAGAGACGGGGUUUCACCAUAUUGGUCAGGCUGGUCUCGAUCUCCUGACCUCAAGUGAUCCACCUGCCUCGGCCUCCCAAAGUGCUGGGAUUACAAGUUUGAGCCACCGUGCCCAGCUGGAAAAAGAUAGAUCUAGGCAGCUUGGGUAACUAUAAAUGGAAGCAGCAGGGGGGUUUGAGACCCCUCCUUGGGGCCUUUCUGGCCCAAUAUACCAGGGCUUAGCAAACUUUUUAAAUAAAGAGCCAGAUAGUAAAUAUUUUCAGCUUUGCAGGCCAUACUGUCACAACUACUCAAUUCUGCAGUUGCAGUGCAAAAGCAGCCAUAGACAAUAUGCAGAUGAGUGUGGCUGUUUUUAAAUAAAACUUACUCGUGAACACUGAAA